Molecule: messenger RNA, 1751 nt
Organism: Phragmites australis (common reed)
Lineage: Eukaryota; Viridiplantae; Streptophyta; Magnoliopsida; Poales; Poaceae
Exons: 1
Coding region: 163-1611 (482 amino acids)
Source: RefSeq, a predicted model, not a curated record
ACUUUGUUCAUUGCAAUCAAAUUGCUGUUACAAAUCUUUACCCGGUCAGAUGCUUCCAAAUCAAUAAUAGGUCUAAAAAAUUUAGAAGCCUCAACCUCUAAAUUGGAACAUGAGGACCUCGACUCCUCAAUCAGCUCAGCCACUAAAUAACCAGGUGAGGUGAUGGUGACGAUGAUGGAGGGAUCUGCAUCUGCGUUUCACGGCGUCCACAUCGUGUCACGGCGCCUGGUCCGGCCAUCCCCGUCGCCGUUGCUCGCAAGCCCCGGGAGGACGGCGAGCUCAGAGCCCGGGACGGUGCACCUCACGCCGUGGGACCUCCAGAUGCUCACCGUGGACUACAUCCAGAAGGGCGUCCUACUUCCCAAGCCUCCAGCAGGGGGCGAGCACCUCGUCGAACGCCUCGCGUCGUCCUUCGCGCGCACUCUCGCCCUCUUCUACCCGUUCGCCGGCCGUCUGGUCGUCAACGAGAGUGGGGGCAACAAGUCAGUCACCGUUUCAUUGCACUGCACCGGUGACGGCGCCGAGUUCGUCCACGCGGUGGCGGUGCCCGACAUCACCGUGGCGGAGAUCACGGGCUCGCUCCACGUUCCUCGCAUCGUCCGGUCAUUCUUCCCGUUCGACGGGCUAGUCGGAGCUGACGCCGUGGCCGGCUCCUGCCCCGUCCUCGCCGCGCAGGUCACCGAGCUCGCCGACGGCGUUUUCAUCGCCAUGUCGCUAAACCACGGUGUCGCGGACGGGACCACGUUCUGGAAUCUGUUCAACACAUGGUCCGAGAUCAGCCGAAGCUGCGGAGACGCUGACAGGGUUUCCACACCGGCGCCAGUUCUCGAUCGAUGGUUCCCAGACACCUGCCCCGUUCCCGUCCCUCUGCCAUUCGCCAAGCUCCAGGACGUCGUCCGGCGGUUCCACGGCCCGCCGGUGGAAGAAUGCUUCUUCACCUUCUCCGCGGAGAGCAUUAUGAAGCUGAAGGCGAGAGCCAACGCCGAGAUGGCCGGCGCGGCGACCGCCAGUAUCUCGUCGCUCCAGUCCCUGCUCGCACACCUGUGGCGCUCCGUGACUCGCGCCCGGCGCAUCCCCCGGCAGCAGGAGACCUCGUACACCGUGCUCGUCGGAUGCCGGGGGCGCGUGAAGCGCGUUCCUCACGCCUACGCUGGCAACGCCGUGGUGCGCUGCACGGCCAAGGCCACCGCCAGCGAGAUCCUGGAGAACGGGCUGGGGUGGACGGCGUGGCAGCUGAACCGCGCCGUGGCGUCGCAGGACGAGGCGGCGCUUGUAGAAUCCGUGGCGUCUUGGCACAGGGUCCCCCGGUUCGCGUACCUGGAGGGAUGGUGGCACCCGACGGUGGUGGUGACCGGGAACUCGCCGCGGUUCGACGUGUACGGGAACGACUUCGUGUGGGGGAGGCCCGUGGCCGUGCGGAGCGGCGGCGCGAACAAAGUGGACGGGAGGGCAACGGUGUACGAGGGGAGGGACGGCGGAUGUAGCAUGGGUAUGGAGUUGUGUCUGGCGCCGGAGGCCCUCGCGCGGCUCGUCGCCGACGACGAGUUCAUGGGCGCGGUGACCACGGCGGGUGAAUCGUUUCACUCGCAGCUGUGGAAAUGUGACGGCUAAUAGGCUUGGGCCCAAAGUUGCAACUUGCAAGUGCAACAGGCUUUUCUUUUUAUUUUUUUUAACCGAGAAACAAUUUCAUUUCAUCAAUUUUUGUGUACACUAGUACUAUUAAUAUCCAAUAAUCCAUCCAUCGUUAGUCA